AUGGCAUACACGUUGUUUGUGAUCGAAAUAAUAUCGGCAUUUAUAUUAGCAGCUACCUUAUUAUAUAGAUAUGGGGAUUGUUAUAGGAAUCAUAUACUGGUUACAGUAUCUGUUCUGAUAGCAUGGUACUUCUCAUUUGUUAUCAUGUUUAUUCUUCCUUUGGAUAUAUCAUCGACUGUGUAUAGGCAAUGUGAUAAUGGAACUCAUCCCGUCACUGCUGCUACAGUUACUGGGACUGGUAAUGGUUCUAUUUCAACACCUGCCCCUGACACUCAGUGUCAAAAGCCGUGGAGUUAUGUUCCAGAUAUAGUUUUUCCAAACUUAUGGAGGGUUGUUUAUUGGACGUCUCAAUGCUUAACUUGGCUUAUUAUGCCAAUGAUGCAAUCAUAUAGCAAAGCUGGAGAUUUUACAGUGAAAGGGAAAUUGAAAUCGGCUUUAGUAGACAAUGCCAUUUACUAUGGCUCAUAUUUGUUUAUCUGUGGCAUACUUCUCAUAUACAUUGCACUUAAACCUGGUGUUUAUUUGGAUGGGCCAAAAAUCAAAGCUAUAGCAUCCUCGGCAAGUAACACAUGGGGUUUAUUCCUGUUAAUCCUACUUCUUGGAUACUCUUUAGUAGAAGUGCCAAGAAAUUUAUGGAACAAUUCCAAGAAAAAUUACACUUUGACCUAUAGCUAUUUUAAGGUAGCAAAAUUGAGUACAGACAAAUGUGAGGCUGAAGAAACGGUUGAUGAUAUUUUAGAGUGCUUAAACUCUGUAACAGCUGCAGUAGGCCCCGGCCAUCCUUUACAUACUCAUGUUGAGACUAUAGUACAAAAGUUGCCGAUUCAAUUAAGGGAUAAACUGAAUUCCAGAUCUCCCCCGGAAAGACCUACACCACCUUCACUAAAAUCUCUAGUGAAUUUACACAAAAAAACGAUAAAGGCCUUACAUGUUUUACAACGAACCGAAACGCAAUGGGGUCUAAUGAUGGAGCGCAUCUUUCAUUUAGAGGAUGUAGCAUCCAAUUCCCGCUCACCAGACAAAAGAUUCCAACACACAUUCCAUACUCCACGACCAAGAUUACAGAGGAUAUUUUAUCCUCCUAUCAUUGAGUGGUACUGGGAAUGUUUCCUUCGUCAAUACUUCCUGAAGGCCAUGUUUGUAGUGACAUGUAUAUUGUCAGCUGCCGUUGUUUGGUCAGAGUUGACAUUCUUCUGUAAAAAACCUGUUCUCUCAAUAUUUGCUAAUAUUGUGCUGGCAGCUAAAUCAACCUACAAUUAUGCUUGUAUUGUUUCUAUAUCAACCUUAGUUAUUGGUUAUAUGUUCUACUGUGCAUAUUCAACGGUACUCAAGAUUCGUCUCCUUAACCUCUACUACCUGGCCCCUCAUCAUCAAACCAAUGAGUACAGUCUCAUAUUCUCUGGUAUGAUGGUCUGCAGACUCACUCCAGCCAUGUGCCUUAACUUCUUGAGUUUAGUGCAUAUGGACUCCCACGUCAUUAAAGAGAGGGUUAUGGAAACUUAUUACACUCAGAUCAUGGGUCAUAUGGACGUACUCGGCAUUAUAGCUGAGGGAUUCAACAUAUACUUCCCUAUGUUGGUGGUAUUGUUGUGUCUUGCGACAUAUUUGUCGCUGGGAAGUCGUCUAUUGUCGCUGUGCGGCUUCCAACAGUUCGUGGGUGAUGAUGAACUCACAACGGAUUUGGUGGAUGAGGGACGGGAAAUCGUUAAGAGAGAAAAACGCAAACGUCAACGUGCCGAGGAGUCACUCGCCCGCCGCCGAGACUACAGUGAACGAUUCACGAACAGGAGGGACGAGGAACAUGACAACGCCCGUACUGGGCUCCUCAACGACGUCGAUUCAGACUACUACGUGAGCCCCGACAGACACUCCUACCAGCGGGACACCUUCAGACCCGGCGUCGAGGACCUCGAACAACGGUUCGGAGAGAGCGCACUGCCCUCUAUAAGGACGGAAUACGACGGCCGAAGACGGGACAAGAUGACUAUGCCGCCUAAAGGAUUAUUCGACGAUGUUUAG
Danaus chrysippus (African queen) is the source of this 2019-nucleotide messenger RNA. Lineage: Eukaryota; Metazoa; Arthropoda; Insecta; Lepidoptera; Nymphalidae. The record is from the annotation of a GenBank genome assembly.